GGACGCGCCCGCAGCCAAGAAGGGGUUGGGGGCCCGGAGGCAGGAAGCCCGGGCCGGAGGAGCGCCGGGAACGCGGGUGGUCGGGUAGCCUGCGAGGCCCCGCGUGGAUGUUCGGCGUCUCCCCUCCUCCUGCAGGAAUUAAAGCUGAGACUCCCAUCCAGCAAACAGACCUGUCAUUCCUGGUGUGAUUUGCUGUCCUGAAGUCACAGAGCUUGGACCCUGGCUCCUCUUUGUGACAGACUAGGGAGAUGGAAGCCUUAAAAUCUGAAAAUAAAAAGAGAGUCCUUCCCACCUGGAUGACAGCCCACGGGGCUGAAAAGAAGACCACCAAGAGGAGGAGAGCAGACCUGGUGCCCACGGCGGCAGCAAGACUUCCUGCCACGAGGACCGUGUACUGCAUGAAUGAAGCUGAGAUGGUAGACGUCGCUCUGGGGAUCCUGAUUGAGCGCGUUAAGGAAGCGCAAGCCCAUCUGCUUUGCCUGCCGUUUCUCCUACUCAGCAGGGCCGAAAACAGGAAAAGCCUUGGGAGCAGCCGCCCCUGGCCGGCGCUGAUAAGCCAGCGCGCUCCCCGGCCAGCUCGGCGCCGCCGGCACCGCGUCCCCCCGGGACCAGGAGUGAGGACGAGGAGCGCGGCGGCGAGGACACCCCUGCGCCGGUCCCCCGCCCUCCCCCGGGGCCCGCCGGCUCUGAGCCGGCCCGCAGCCCAAGCCCCGAGCAGGACCACGAUGCGUUAAAAUACGUCCGGGAGAUAUUUUUCAGCUGAGGAACAAACGUCCAGGACUCUCUGCUCAGAGCGGCCGGGGCAGAGUCCCCCCGCCCCCCGGGCGCAGAAGCCCCAGGACACUUGAGGCCUUGGGAAGUGAGGAGUCAGACUGAGCUCCCGCUAGGGUUCCUUCCCACGCCCUGCGCAAGCCUAGCUCCCAGGGCCGGGGACCCCAGCCGUCUGUCUCCUUGUCACCUGCUUCCAGGGAAAUGAGGUCGUGAUAGUCAAACAUACUGGACCCAAAGCGUCACCUUCAUUGUGUUCAGAGAAGAACAAGGGUGGCUGCGAAGUCCACCAGGAUUCCCACGCCCGGUCUCCUGGAGGAGGAAGCCUAUUUUAAAACGAGCUUCCACCCCGAGGCCGUCAAUCCAUCUGCCAGCCCUCACUCGUCCAGCCCUGAAUCUGACCUCCAGCAGCAGAGCUGGGCUUCCUCUGGGAACCUGAGGCUCUGUGUCCAGACUGGGAAGCCUCCUGACUGGUCAGACAGGCCUCCUCCCCGGAGCUGCCACCUUUCUCCCCCUUGGUGGCCUGGGCCUUGACCCCUGGGGAGAUUGGGACAGGAGCCCAAAGGAGACAACAAGGACAAGCCGUCACGCCGGAGUGUUUUGGCCUCUGUAUUCAGUGCAGCUUUUGACAGGCAUAGAAUGAGGCGACCACUUGCUGUCUAGGUUUUCAAUACAUGGGUGCUAAAAAUACACAGAAUCCCCCAGUGG
Molecule: messenger RNA, 1476 nt
Organism: Phacochoerus africanus (Common warthog)
Lineage: Eukaryota; Metazoa; Chordata; Mammalia; Artiodactyla; Suidae
Gene: CYREN
Product: cell cycle regulator of NHEJ
Exons: 4
Coding region: 249-734 (161 amino acids)
Biological process (GO): double-strand break repair via nonhomologous end joining; negative regulation of double-strand break repair via nonhomologous end joining
Cellular component (GO): cytoplasm; nucleus
Source: RefSeq, a predicted model, not a curated record